Messenger RNA from Leptomonas pyrrhocoris, 2555 nucleotides. RefSeq lists its product as hypothetical. The transcript has a single exon. NCBI's taxonomy places the organism in Eukaryota, Euglenozoa, Kinetoplastea, Trypanosomatida, Trypanosomatidae. The coding region runs from base 684 to 2555 and encodes 623 amino acids. The record is from RefSeq and is a predicted model, not a curated record.
GUACUUUCAUACUCGUUGUACGUCGAGAAGCCCCUCAGAAAGCGAGGUCAACUCCGCACAGGCUGCGGCUGACGGCUCCUUCACAUCUUUCCCGUGCCCACGGGUGCAGCCAGAUGCAAAAUAAAGCGCAUAGAUUCCUACUUCAUCAAUCUCUUCGUGUUUAUUUAUUCGUUUUCUUCUCUCCUGUUACUUUGUUUUGUCGUCGCGCGUGGCCUGCGGACACACACUCACACACGUAAUCUCCGUUUCCGUAUCGCUCUCGUCGUGGCAUCGCACCUCUCCGAGACCCACAGUCCUCAUAGAUCACUCUGAAUAGAAGCUAUACAUUCCUGUCCGUAUUGCAUUUUAGAUUUUCGUGGAAGUUUUAGUAAAAGUUCUAUGCUUUUUAAAACCUUUGCUUUUUCUCACCCAAGUCGAUACAGCACCGCUUUUGUUGUUGCUGUUGCUGCCCUCGUGUGUGUUUUUGUUUGUGUGCGUGUGGGCGUAGCCCGAAUUCUAUUUCGUUAGUAUUCUCUCUGUGUGGUGGUGGUGGUGGUUCGAUAAACGUUGGACUUCCUCUUGUUUUUUGUUUGCGUUUACGGGGAGAUCUUUUUUGGGAGAUCUGAGUCGCACCUCCACACCUUUUACAGGCCUCCCUUUCCCCCUCUCCAUCUUUUUUCUCCUCUCGAGCUUAACUCGCACUGAUGCCGCGGAAAGUCGGUGUACAGCGGUGCGACCAAGCCGUCUUUCCCUUCUCCGUGGCCGCUGUUCCCUCUUCCUCCCCCGCCGGGGCCUCCCCCAACACGGUCGACGACGCACACCUCCGCAACGACGAGGCUCGCCUGUACCUCGCCUUGAAGCGGGACGAGCGCGUUCGUGUGCUACAGCGCGAUCGGCAGAGCCACUACGACAGCUACGCCGCCCUCGCGCAGUGGUGUAUCGCCCAGCGCGAGGACGGCGCUGUGGGCCUCGUCCCCGUUUCCCUGCUGCAUCGCGUGCCGGGGGCCGCCUUUACCCUACGCAGCACGUCGCCAGCAGCAACAGCGACAGGACAGCAGCAGGGCGGCGUGUCAUCGUUGCAGCGACGAGAUGUGCGGGCACUUGAAACGAAGAGUUUGCUUCCGCAGGACACGGAUGGAGAAGCAGACGUGGAAGACGAGGUCCUCCUGAGACGGCGACGACAAACAAGUCUGCAAGACAGAGUACAAGCGCUCCAGUCGUCGAGCAGGCCCGUUAAGCUUCUGCUACAAGAAAAUCUACGGACGACAGCGACAGGAGCAACAACUCCCUCCUCUCCCUCUUCUUCUUCGUGCGGCCACGUCCGUCGACCAGCGCAUCGCAAUGCAACGACGUAUCCCCCUGCGGAGGGGGCGAAGGAUGAAGAUGUGGAGCGUGCGCAGCUGACGGACGAGGCAGCGCACAUGUCAGCAGAGCUGCUCUGGCUGCAGAGCGACGUGCUGCCUCGCUUGAGUGCCGCGUGUGAAGCUGCGCAGGUGAAGCUGCUAACCGAAGAAAAGGAAGAAAGAAUGAGGACGACGGACUCUCCCUCUCGCAGUUGGACCGCCCCGAACGCGGAGUGCGGCAUUGCGGCUGAGCAGCAGCGGCAACGCGUGGCGGAGCAGCUGACGGUGGCGCACGCGCUGAGGGCGUGGUUGGAACGCAAAGCCGCGCACAGCAGCGACAGGGACAGCAGUGGGGACGAUGAAAACGGCGUGUUGUUCGCCGCCGACGCGCACACGCACGCCGACACGGUGAAGGUGCUCUCCUCUCGUGAUUUGAAUCGCCCCUCCGGCGGCGAUAGUGACAAGCGCGAGAGCACGUGUUUCCCAGAUGAUAAUAAGAACCACGUUGCGUAUCGAGUGGACCACCUCUGCCGGCUCGUAGAGGAGGAGCGGGAGACGAUGCGGAGCUACCGCGAUCAGACGCGCGAGCUGCGGCAGCGUCUUGCCUCGCUCCAUCAGUUGUCCUCUGAUCUGGCGGCCGAAGAGGCGGCGCUGCAGCCGUCUGAGCUGGCGCUCAAGAUCGUCGUCGCGGCGCAGGCGGGGAAUGCGGACCCGUCCGCCGAUCCAUGGCCGCGGACGCUGCCGGGACUCACCGAGGAAGAAGACGAGGCUCUUCGCUCGUCCGUCGCGAUGCGUGACAAGUACGCCCGUAAGCUGCAGGCCAUCGAUCCCACCUGCUUUCGUGGACCAACAACAGCGGCGAAUAGCUUGGAUUUGAGUGACAUCAACGGUGGCCUCGUCAGCGCUAGAAGCUUAACGACAAGCACAGAGGAGAAGAAUCUCUUCUCCCGCCUGCUGGACACCCCCGAACGACCAGCGAACGCACCGGCAACUGACACGGCGACUGGCGCUGGUGUGAACACCCCUCUGUCGUACGGCUCCGCGCAGGUGGUGGAGCGGCUUCGAUUAGUCUUGGCGAAAGGUGAUGGCGAGUAUGCGCAGCUCCAAGCCAAGCUCAACACCCUACAGGAGUUCUGUGACACCUACGGCCCAACGGCGCGUGAAAUUGACGCGCAGCUGCAGCGCGGUCGGCACAUUCUGGCAAAGAAGCGCAACCAUCUCGCGCAGCUGUAA